This is a messenger RNA of Aspergillus pseudoviridinutans, 888 nucleotides long. Its product is annotated as alpha/beta hydrolase. The transcript has 2 exons. NCBI's taxonomy places the organism in Eukaryota, Fungi, Ascomycota, Eurotiomycetes, Eurotiales, Aspergillaceae. The record is from RefSeq and is a predicted model, not a curated record. Bases 1 to 888 code for a protein of 295 amino acids.
AUGCCUUGUCGUGAAAAUGUCGAGUUCACUACGCUCGAUGGGCUUACUCUCCGAGGAUGGCUGUUCCCAGCACCUGAAAGGGGCCCAGCCAUUAUCAUGACGCCAGGGUUCAAUAAUGUUAAAGAGAUGGUCACAUCUCAAGCAGCCGAACACUUUCACAAUGCUGGUUUUACAGUUCUCAGCUACGACCCAAGGUCGACAGGGGAAAGUGACGGCACACCACGGAACGAGAUCCACCCGAGUCAUAAUGUCGAGGAUUAUCACGAUGCCCUUUCGUUCCUGAAGUCGCAUCCAAUGGUCGACCCAGCGCGCAUUGCCAUUUGGGGAUACUCACUCAGUGGUACGGUAGCGCUUUGUGCUGCGGCACUUGACAAGCGUUUUCGAGCUGUGGUGGCUGUCGCUCCAACUACUGUUUGGGAGCUGUCCAAACGGCACCAGGUGCUUGCGAAAGCCAUGAUGGACAGAGAGUCCCGGCUAGUUGGAAAUAGACCCACUUACCUCCCCAUGGUGACGGAGUCGGGUGAACAGCCUGCCGGUUUCGGAACUGGUUUAGGCGCCGAGGGCGUGUACCAGAUCGUCCGAAGGGCCGUUGAUGUGCUGCCAAGUUUUGUGCCCACCACAACCCUCAGCAGUUUCUACCACAUUUCGGCGUUCCAGCCGUUCGGGUUAAUGCCCUUUGUAUCCCCCACCCCCGCCMUGUUGGUUUAUGGAGAGAAUGACUUAAUGUCUCCCCCUGAACUACAAAGGUCAUUGAUAUAUKAUGUCCUUCGGGAACCAAAGCAGCUGUUCGCAGUACCCAACAAGGGCCACAUGGACGUGCUAAGCGAUCCAAACGCCUUCGACGUCUUUGACGCCCAAGUCACUUUCCUUCGCAAAUUCCUGAAAUGA